AGGCUUCACGUCCAAACUUUGAUGGCUCUUCUGUUCUCUUUUCUGGAUAAGGAAAGAGAGGCUUUUGGCGCUUGUUUCCUGCAAAAAGAUGGAAGCAACUAAGUCUAGAAUAUAUCCUUUCCUUAUUGUUUUAUUGUAUGCAUAUACAUAUAUAAAGAAACCUGUUGGUAAUUGUUGUCAUGCUUUGUGGUCCAGAAGGGUAGCAUCAACAAUUGGUUAGAUUAUCCUAUUAAACAAUUUCUUAUUUGUUCUUCACCUAUAGGGUUAGAUUGUUUUUCAAGUGCUAUUUUCUUUUUCAAACAUACAACUUUCAAGUCCUGAAUGCAAAUUUCCUUCCCAAAGAAGUCCAUAAUACAGGUUGAUGAACAUGAUUGUAAAGUUCAAUUUGGGAGGAGCUUGACUGCAGUAAGAGUUUUUAUUUUUGAUGGCCAAGAACUGCAGUAAGAUGAAUGAUGUAUGAAGAACUCAACAUUGUGGUAGCACAAGGCAUUGAUACUUCACUCAAUCUCCAGCUGUUGAUAGCAAUCAAGGAGAUUUAUCUCAACCAAUCGUGAGUGCAUCAUCACCUGCUGCCACCGAUUGAAAAGACAAUUGAUUCAAUAAAGUGAACAAUGAAAAAGUUAGGCAACUGUAUAUCCCAAGAAAAGCUUACUGAUAACUUUGUUCCAACUUAUCUCACCUCCUUAAGCUUUCUUUCUGCUCCAAAAGCUCCUGCUGAAUUGAAUGCAAAAGUUGGCACUUCAAAGAUGGUGAAGCUAACCUUGGUUGGAAGGUUGAGGGAUGGACUGCCUUUGUCACAAGCACCAGCUCACUUGAAUGAAGAUAAUCUUGUCUUGUCAUCCUACAAGUAUAAGGCAGAGCUUGUGCUCAAGGAGAUCUCAAGAGGAGCCUUGACAAACCCCAAGAUGACAGUCCUUAUUGAUCACCAUUGUUUCCAUUGUCUAGUUGGAGAUGGAAUUUGCUGCAUCACCCUAUGUGAGUCAUGGUACCCAAGGAAAUUGGCAUUUUACUAUCUUCAGGAUCUCCGAAAUGCACUUGCAAAGGUUGAUAGGAGAGUUUUAGAGUCAUUCUCAGAGCCAUAUGCAUUUAAAAGAUUUGAUUAUGUCAUUGGCAAAAUCAGAGAGAGAUAUCUGGACACAAGAACACAGGAGAAUUUAUUUAAGUUGAAUUCUGAUCGCCGAAAUGAUCCUGAUAUUGCAACAGAGGAAUUAGCCAACAUAAUGAGGAGCUGCCAUUCAUCAGGAUCUGAAGCAAGAACAUCUGCCAAUGCUCAGACGAAGUCGACAAUUUGGAGCUCACAAGUUCUCGAGGUGAUUGCCCUGAAAUGGACACCAAUAACAAUUAUUGCGGUCGUAAUUGCAAUCCUCGUUUGGACGCGUAUUGUCCUGAACGAGUACGAUACGUUAACAGCAUGGUGAUUUGAGGUAUAUAUCCAUCCUGUGAUGACUCAAAGAUCCUCCAGGGAGUCAUGGAGAAGAAGAGUGGAGAAUGGAAAUGCUCUGGUUCAUGAAGAACCUCUCUUUCUCAACAAAGCAAGUCAUCACUUUACUGUAAUGGUUAACUUGCUUGUCAGCUACAAUAACCAUUGAGAGAAUUGAUGUUAUACAACAUGAUUGUUAAUAUUUCCUGAGAGAAUUUGGAUUCUGCAAUUUCAUUAAAUUGAGUUGA
This is a messenger RNA of Zingiber officinale, 1668 nucleotides long. Its product is annotated as 25.3 kDa vesicle transport protein-like. The record is from RefSeq and is a predicted model, not a curated record. Gene Ontology annotation, biological process: endoplasmic reticulum to Golgi vesicle-mediated transport; vesicle fusion with Golgi apparatus; retrograde vesicle-mediated transport, Golgi to endoplasmic reticulum. The transcript is spliced from 8 exons. Gene Ontology annotation, molecular function: SNAP receptor activity. Gene Ontology annotation, cellular component: SNARE complex; endoplasmic reticulum membrane; endoplasmic reticulum-Golgi intermediate compartment. Lineage: Eukaryota; Viridiplantae; Streptophyta; Magnoliopsida; Zingiberales; Zingiberaceae. Bases 612 to 1418 code for a protein of 268 amino acids.